Pestalotiopsis fici W106-1 is the source of this 873-nucleotide messenger RNA. RefSeq lists its product as uncharacterized. The transcript has a single exon. Lineage: Eukaryota; Fungi; Ascomycota; Sordariomycetes; Amphisphaeriales; Sporocadaceae. The coding region runs from base 1 to 873 and encodes 290 amino acids. The record is from RefSeq and is a predicted model, not a curated record.
AUGGCUUCAAGGGGUGCUACAGGCACGACUUCCACUGCAGCUGGUGGUACAACGGUGGCUCCGAGCACAUCGACGACGUCUACGACCACAAGUACAACAUCGACCACAGACGCUACAAAGACAAAAGCCACAACCAAGAAAACCAAGAAAACAGAGAGAGAAAAGCCUGUCCCUCUGCCUCCAGCCGUGCUUUGGGCGCAAAAGAACCUCUGGAAACCUACGGAGAAUUUUGUCCGGACCGAAGCCUCACACCAAGAGUACCUCGUCAAGUCCGUCUACAACCGACAGCCCCGAUAUGUCGGACACUUUCUGUUCAGAUUGAUCCACAGUGCGAGUUGGAUCCCGCGGUACAUUUUUGAGCUCGUCUGCCUCCUUCUGAGCGUUACGACGACAUUCAUCGUCCAGCUCAUUGACCUCGUCUUCACCGUCGGCUUUCGGGGCCUGUUUGCUUUUCCCUGGGCGUCGACGCUCUUCUUUGGUCUGGUCGUCGGCCUGCCCACGAUCCCCUACGAGUUUUGGCUCCAAGACGAUGUGCAAAAUGCCGUGCUCUCGGGUGUCUUGGUCGCCGCGUGGUUCCUGUGGAUGUCGCACCUGUACAUGAACAGGCCGGAGCGCUGGCUGGGUUACACGCGGCUCGAGUUCUUCCCGUGGCUGUCGGGCGAGGAACUUCUAAAUGGACCCUAUGUUAUGCUCGCCAUUGCAGUUGCCGUCUUUGUGCACUUUCGAAAGGAUUUGCUGACCUUGGACACGCGCACCAUUCAUGUUGAGAAACAGCCCAUUCACUUCCAGGAGCCGCCGCCCGUCGAAGAAGAAGAACUGGAAGAAUGGCCUAUUGUUUGGGAUUACUUUGCUACAACACUGACAUUGUGGUGA